This is a messenger RNA of Priapulus caudatus, 591 nucleotides long. Its product is annotated as mitochondrial fission 1 protein-like. The record is from RefSeq and is a predicted model, not a curated record. NCBI's taxonomy places the organism in Eukaryota, Metazoa, Priapulida, Priapulimorpha, Priapulimorphida, Priapulidae. Gene Ontology annotation, molecular function: protein binding. Gene Ontology annotation, biological process: autophagy of mitochondrion; mitochondrial fission; peroxisome fission. Bases 109 to 570 code for a protein of 153 amino acids. The transcript has 2 exons. Gene Ontology annotation, cellular component: peroxisomal membrane; mitochondrial outer membrane.
CUUUCAUCUUUCUUAAUUCUGGAAAUCUAUCAGCGAGUCAGGAAGACUGGAGAUACUGGAUAGAUAGCAGAGAAAAAUAUCGGAUCUAGUUAAAACUUUACCCUGCAAAUGGAGAAUAUAGUUGAUGAUGUGGUUUCUCCCGAGGACUUAAAAAAAUAUGAAACCAUAUAUACCAAGCAGUUAAUUCAAGGUGAUGUAAACAAGCAAGCACAGUUUGAUUAUGCAUGGUGUCUUAUACGAAGCAAAUACCAGAAUGACAUGAAAAAAGGUAUAGACCUCUUUAAGGACCUGUAUUUGCAUGGCGAUGUGGAUGCUAAGAGGGACUACAUUUUCUACAUUGGAGUUGCACAGACCAGACUGAAAAACUACACUGAGGCAUUACGAGUUGUCCAUGGGCUUCUUGAGGUGGAACCAACCAAUUGGCAAGCAAAGGGUUUAGAGCACGUUAUCAAGGAAAGGAUGAAGAAAGAAGCUAUUCAGGGAGCAGCCGUGGUCGGAGGAGUGACAAUGGCGUUUGGCGUUGUUGGCGGCUUGAUUGCGCUAUCAAUGGCACUGUCAAAGAAGUCAUAGAUGAAAUUACACUAAUCUUUG